Messenger RNA from Eimeria acervulina, 8685 nucleotides. RefSeq lists its product as hypothetical. Bases 1 to 8685 code for a protein of 2894 amino acids. NCBI's taxonomy places the organism in Eukaryota, Apicomplexa, Conoidasida, Eucoccidiorida, Eimeriidae. The record is from RefSeq and is a predicted model, not a curated record. The transcript has 5 exons.
AUGGCUUCAUCUUGCGGCUUGCUCUCUGUUUUCUCUCUUUUUUUCCUGUGUGUCUGCGCGUCCCCAGGGGCCCUUCAGCCCUCUAUACCUCAGCAGGCACAUAACCCGCCAAAAACCACUCAGUCUGCUGAUGCCGUCGAUCUCUCCUCAGAUGUAUCUGCACCUCCCAACACAUCCGUCCCCAAGGCCCCCACAAAGGGCUCACCCCGGGGUCCUUCCACAGUGCAGGACAUCUGUGGAGCCCCCGAGGACUUGGCUGCCUGCGACAUCGUAAAAGACGGCGUCUGCAUAAUAUCGGGGGGGUACCUGCGCCUAGUGCGGCGUCGGCGAUGGCGUGGGAAGGGGAAGCCCUUGAAGGGGGCCCAUCCAGGGAACCCACCUGAGACCCGGUGGGUUGACAGUUUGCGCAUUAUAAGUGGGGGAGACAUCGAAGUUCGGGGCGCAUUCGUUAAGUGCAGGGGUGCCCCUGCUUCUGCCGAGGCGGGGGCGGUGUGGGACCUCCGUCGCCGCCUGCCCCUGGCUAUGGGGGCCCCCUCGGGCCCGAGGGGCCCCCACCACACGCCCACGCAACGCAUAGAACUCUGCGCACGUGGCAGCAUUCGGCUGACGGGCCCCGCCAAGCUGCACUGCAACGAGGCGGUGCUGUGGGCGGGAGACUCUGUCACGGUGGGGGAGGCGGCGGAGGUGAGUGCCUCUGCAACUGUCACUUUGAGGGGCCCCCCAAGCCCGAGGGGGCGCAGGGCCCCCUGGGGCCCCUCGGCUUCAGCUGAUGAGCCCCGCUCUGCAGACACCCCGUUUGCUGCGUUGGCUGCCAGUCCGACGCUGGACACCGUUGUCACUGUCCUACGGCAGCAGCUCGCGCUGGGGGCCCCUGUCAGUGCAGAGGGUCGCUUGGGCCCCGUAGCCCGUGGAAGAGAGGCUCCCCGAGGGCCCCUCCACCUCACUGUUGCCCCCGGCGCCGACGAGGCAGCUUCAACUCCUGGUGCAGCGCCUAGCGAGGAGGCGUCUGCCCAGGGGCCCCUGCAGAAGGCCCCCGAAGAGCGGCACCCACGGGGGGGGAGUCAUGGGGGACUCGGCGGCGUCUGGAGGGACCGCUGCGCAGCAAAUGCUUUUAGUAUUCCCGUGAGGGCCCCUGCUGACCUAAGGGGGGACGUGUUUUUGCCCCUUGCUGCGGGAGAGCCCGGCAUGCUGUAUACAAGUGGAGUUGGGGGCCCCCUGGGGGACUCCCAUGACGGCAGGGACGCGCCCUCUGCGCAGGGGGAUGAUCACCUACUGGCCCCUAAGGGAGGAGGGUUAGUCGCGGUGGUGGCGGGGCGGCAGCUGUCUAUUGAGGGGCAGAUCAGUUCCUCUGGAGAGCCCGGGUGGGGCUGUGAGGCGCAGGGGGCCCCUCCGCCAAAGGGCCCCCGGCAGGGUGCGGGAGGAGCCAGGGCCUCACACUGGCGAGGUGCAGCGCCUCUUACGACUGUCUUCCGUAGUCUCCUCGGGGGAUCCGCAGGAGGAGUGAACGCGGCCGGAAACGGACCUGUAGCAGCAGCAGAAGGUACAGCACCAGCAGCCGCAUCAGCAGCAACUUGUGCAACUGCAGGUAGCGGGGGCUCUAUUGUACUGGUGGGGGAGUCUGUCGUUUUCCCCAGCCCCAUGAGGAGUGGACGGGUGUCGGCGGCAGGCGGCGGCUGCUUACGGGGCCGCCCUGACGGUGAGCCCUCGGGAGGCCCCCCAAGCAGGGUACGGGGGCCCCAGGAGGUGCCUGAGGCCCUUGGUGGGUUGUGCGCAGCUGGGGGAGGAGGGCGCAUAGCCAUAUAUGCCGAACAGCCGCAUCCUUUGGACCCCGUAGUCCUGGCUCCGGGAGGCUGCGCACUGCGGAGCAGCCGCCUUGAUUUGCUGCCUUGUCUCUGUGGGGGAGGGGGCACCAUCUUUUCGCGGGCACAUCGCCGGCUGGUGGUUGCCAACAAACUUACUGCAAUUGCAGCUGCUGCUGCUGCUGCUGCAGUUGCUGCUGCUGUUGGCCCGCCACCGAACGUCUGGGGCCCAGGCCCACGCGGGCAGCCUGCCAGCCCGCAUCUGUUUGACCCCAAACACAAAGAGUUGCAGGAGGGGGGUGGCGGCCUUUCUUUAGGCGAUGCCCGAGAUGCCGGCGGGUUCCUUUCGGACGUGGCUCUGGCGCCGCUUGAUGGGGCUCCAGGAGGGGCGUCCUCCAGGCUGGAGGCCCUGGCUGUGCUGAGUGUACAGCCAACGCCUCUUCCGGUGCCCCUCUACGCCCCCACCUUGACGCUGGCGGUAGAGGCUGCGGUUGUGACAUUGAGGGGCCGAACGGAAGGAGACUGGGGACCCUCUCAGGACACCGAGAGCGCUGAAGUCCCCCCCGUCAGGCCUGCAGGCCAUACGGGGCCCAAGGUGGUCCUGGGCAGCCUGCUGCUGCAUGGAGGCACUCGCGGCUCUGCACUGCACAUUCUUUCGCCUCUUCACCUGCACACGGCAGAAGGUAGCCUCCGCCUACGGCAGCGCAGCUCCCUCGUCUUGGCCCCUUGCGGCGGCUACGAGGAGGAAGAGACAGGGGACCCCGGGGGGGCCCCGUGCAUGCAAAGGGGCGUGACAGUGUCUAGCAACCCUCUACUGGGAACUGCGUCCGUCGUGGUCUCAAGUGCAGCUUCUCUGUCUGUCGGCGAGGGCGCUGCUGUGCACAUCAUCCCCGGACGAAGGACCUUCCACUGUGGGGGAAGGGAUCCCGGCACAGCAGGGGCCCCGCAGCAGCACGGCCUACAGGAGACAGGCCCCCUGGCGGUAGGACUGCUUGCUGGGGAGCGCUUGCUGCUUCACGGGAAUCUUGGUUUAGGGGCUGCUCCCAGUGACUGUCUACCCGCGCCUCUUAAAAAGACGCCGGUGCUGCUCUUUGGAGGUCGCGAAGUCUCGCUGAGGGGGGAGCAGCAGUUGGACCGCCUCAUUCUUCUGAGUCCUGGGCUAGUCACGCUGGCCGGGAGCUGUACGGUGGGAGGGCCCCACCGCUGCAAUGCCCAGUCCACCCCGCUGCUGCAAGGGGGCCCCGCGGCAGUGAACAGGAGGGCCUCGCGUCCCAGCAGCAGCAUCUGCGGCACCCUUGAAGAGUACACGAAAAUGCACGUGGCGCCGCAUUUGCAAGCCGCUGCGGAGGUGGCGGACUCAUCGUCCCCUCAAGCGACCCCAGCGCGACACCCUGCAACUGAAAAGGCGUCUCGAGAAAAGCAAGAGUCGCUCCUCAGCAGCCACAUGAAUGCCCCACCGGCCGGAGGACCCGCAGGGGAUUCACCUGCUGGGGCUGCAGGAGUAGCCUCAGCGGAAGCAGGGGGCCCCCCAUUCAUCAGCACUGUUCAUAGGUCUGGGUCACCGUGCACGGCAUCGGCCUGCUCGAGUGAAGAGGCGGUUGAAGAGAGUAAGGGACAGGAGUCUAUGUUGCAGUGGCUGGUUCGAUAUUUGCGGGGCCUCGUCUUUGAGGAGGACGAGACGAGGGCCGUGGGCUGCGACAGCUCCGGUCAGCCGUCAGCAAAGAGCAGGCCCCCUCAAGCGAGGCCAUGUUCUGGCCCGAAUGGGCGCUUGCCAAAGGGCGACUUCUCCUCCCUUGUGGGGGGCCCUUCUGUAGAUGCGGAUCUGCCUGUGGACCCGCUGGGGAGGGUCUGGACGUUGGAGUCUCUGGGGCUCAGCGACCAAAGAGGGGCCCUCAGGAGGAGCCGCCGUCUCCUCAGCAGGCGGCUCUACCAUCUGCUCAAGCCAGAUGUCUCGCCGGCUUCUCUGGAACAGAAGGAGGUGCCCAAGACUCUCCCCCUGUCGCCAUCCUCUCAUCCAGCUGCCCCGAGAGAAGACGCAGGGACAACGGCAGCGGCAGGAGCGGAAGAAGCAGCAGCAAAGGCACCAGCGGAAGAAGCUGAGGCGGCUUCUGCGCGGGCAAGUUGGGCCCAACAAGAGACAGAACACGGGGAGAACUUUGGGGUGUCUGCAGAUGAGGAAGCGGCAAUGCCUGCGACUUUGGGCAUUCCGUCUCUCUUGUGGCGUAGGCUCUAUUCCUUUUUGCCUCAGAACUCCGAGGCCACCCGGCUGUUUGUCACGGGCCUCUCGGGGGAGGCCUCUGCCUCGAGUGAAAAAUCCCACACCUUGAACGCUUUGACGGCGGGGGACGCCAGCGCGCUUUUGUAUGGGUGUACAGCUCCGUGGAGCUACUUAGAUGCCGCCAUCUUCGCUGGCGAGAAUCUGUUGGUGGAGCCCGGGGCCUCGCUUGUUGGUGGGGGCCUCCUACUUUGCGGCAGCAGCGGUAACACUCACCUGCGGGGGAUAGUCGAUGCUAGCCGACGGGGGUGCCAGCCUUUGCACGGACCCGGGGCAGGCAGCCGAGGAGUGGCUGACGAAGCCUCUUUGAGCAGCAACAACGUCUCCUCUGAAACCGAGGGCCCCGAACAGUCCGCGCUGUGCGGGGGGGGCGGAGGGGCGCAUGUGGGGUCGGGAGGGGAUGGGGUGCAUGCGCUGACAGGCAAGGCGUGCAGCGGCAGUGGGGGCCUCAGCUACGAUCGAGGCCCCCGCAUGACGCUUACUGACCAUCUGUCUGUUGCUGGUGCGGCUUCGCCCAAGGAGAAAUCCCACACGGAGAACAAUAGUCCCGUUCUGUUCGUCCCAACAGCCAGCGCCUCAGGAGGAGGAGGAGACCUGGCCCGCGCGGGCAGCGGGGGCGGGUUUGUGUGGGUGCAGGGGCAGACAGUGACAGUGGACGGCCAGAUAAUAGCUGAUGGGGGAGGUGGAGAGCUCAUGCAGGAAGCCAUCAUCGACGUUGAAGUCAACGCUGACACGUGCCCGCCUCGGCCUUCCCCCCUUGCAGAAACACUCAAUACCCCUCCAGAUGCCGCCAAAGAAGCAAAUACAGGCAAUGGAAAGGCUGCAUCCUCUGGCGCUUCUCCAGGGGAGGUAAGAGGAGAAAGCCCUGGUGCACCAGCUGACGUGCUGCAACAGCCCGGUCGGAGCUUCACAAAGACAGAGGCCUCCUUUGCCUCCUUAGCACAGGAGACGAUCGAGGCGGUGAAAGCGGCACCAGGGGACCCCACGGCCCCUACUGCGGGGAUGCCCACUCUGGACAGCGUCUCUUGCCAGCUGUCUGGGAUCCUAGCAGAUCCUGCCCAGUUGGGGCAAGGCGGAGGAGCUGGGGGCUCUGUAGUGAUAGAGGCGGGAGCACUUACGGGCCACGGCACUAUCUCUGCCCAAGGUGGCCACGGUGGCCGCUGCACGGGGGGCGGCGGAGGCGGAGGCGCCAUAGACUUAUUGUGGGAUACGUCGCUGCUCUACUGGAGGGGGAACACUCCUGCACAACAGCAGCGCGCGCAUAGGAGCAGACAAGGUGGAGCCGGCAGUCCGUUCAGUGGGCAUGUAGCAGAGGAAGAAGUGGGGCUAACAAGUGAAGGAAAGCCCGACCCUUUCAUCCCGUGGCUGAAGCCCUUAGACUACGCUAGCGGAUUCGUUGGUACCCUGAAAGUCAAUGGAGGGGGAAGCGACCCGUCCCCUGCAUGCGCGCCGCUGCAGCUUCCUUUAGGGCACCGAGGGUCUCCAGGAGAAGUGCGGAGCCCCUUCGGCUGCCCCCCUGGCUAUGCAGGUUGGAGCUGCAGGCCGUGCCCUAUAGGGUUUUACUCUGUUGACGGUGGGACUGCGUGUCUUAGCUGCAAAAACAAACCGUCAGACGAUGCCAUUUACACGCGAGAAGGAGUUGGGGGCCCCGAGUGCCCUUUUGCCUGCGCUGCGGGACUUCCAGACGCCUCUAUCAACCCCAAGUGCCUUCCCGCUUUCAUGUUCAUUCUAGAUAACCUCCUCUGCUUUGCAGUGCUUGUCCCCACAUUGGCCGUUUGUAUAGCCUUACUCGGUUUGGCUGUUUUACUUAGAGAGCUUGCCCGACGGCAGAGACAGCAGGGCUGGGCUUAUGGGGCCCUCUUUGGGCUCCUGAGUCCAGGAUCGUCUCCCGAUGAGGGUGGGCUGGAAAGUGCAGCGACUCCUUCGGGUUUUAUGGGGCUGCAGCCGUCUCCUUCGAACUCUCUUGGGUACGUUGCGGGGUCCAAUGAGAAGCGGCUGAUGCACUUGUCAGUGCACCAUCUCACAUCUGAAGACUUACCAUUCCAUGUGCUGCGUAUUUAUUUGCACGGACGCAAUUCGCCGGACUCUCCGUGGGGCCUGGACGGCCAACCUCCCCCUUUCCUGGAUCCCCUGAUAACCCCACACCGGUUCGCCGCAUUUGCAGCUGCAGCCAAUUCGAUCUGCGGCUUCAGCCGCUCUUUUGUUCUGGUCCACGGGGCACUUUCUUUCGUCUACCCUGCAUUUGCGGCGUUGCUGCUGCGAUAUGCCAGGGCCCGCCGGGCAGACAAAAUGAUAACUCUGUGUAGUGCGCUGUCCGGGGUCCCCUCGGGUGUCGGUGAAGGGGGCCUCCAGUCCAGUUUGAGGUGGGAGCGGAGACGCCCCUGGAGUUCCUUGCUGCCCUUCCUCCGAUUAGAGAGGGAUGUGGGAACGGAUGCAGCUGCUGAAGUGUCGGGAGCUGUGUCGUUCUGGCGAAGCAUCCGCGCGAGGGAGCUCUCUUUCGCCCUCAAGUUCGGCUGCGACCCAGACUGUACACUGGGAUUUGUUGAUGUGUUGGACCUCGACAGAAACAUAUUGGACUACCGCUGCUCCCCCCAGCUGCCCAUGGUGCUUCUCAUACAAGGCGAUGGCAAGGUUGUUCCAUUCAGCCUCUCGGGGGGCCUUCGAGCGCCGGGGGCGCCCCGAGCUGCCCUGGGGCCCCGCCCGGCGGACGGGGAGGGUAGCCCUGCGGACCCGCUGCAGAGGGCCCUGGAAGAGCUGGCAUCUCCCUCGGUGUGGGCGUGCAUUGCCCACUUUUUUAGUGCGAAGGUUAAGGAGCUGACGGCGGAAGAACUCAGUUCAUUGAAAGCCUUCACCGGCACAGGUGAAUGUCCUAGUUCAGGCGGCCAGAAGGAAGGGCCGAGCCUUGAGGGGUGGGCUCACGAUGGUAAGAACUGGCCAGGAACGGGAGGGCACUGCAGCGCAGAAAGAGAGGCUCCAGCAUACUACUGGGUACCACGCCCCUUCUCAAGGUGCGGAAGAUGUGGGAAACUGCAACUGCCCCCCGCCCCAGAAGCGUCAGGGGGCAGAGCCCUCGGUAUGCUAAUGGGUGGACCCUUGUACGCUCUGCGUACGGUUGCCAGGCUUUCGGAAGGCAUUCGUCUUAUGAGCGACAGAAUCCUCAGGCCUCACGGCAUUGGCGCUGCGGUUGCUGUGCUGGUGAGCCACGGCUUCGUCAGCAGAUCUGAUGGAGUCAAGAGGGGGACAGGCGCUCCUGAGAACACCCGGAAGCUUCAUUCGGCUGUUCCAAAGCGUGACGUCAGGAGGCCCCCGCUGCCUCCCGACGAGAGGAAAGGAACGAAAGCAGGACAGCAUCUCGCAGCAGGAUCGAAAAGACCACUGUACGGGGACGCAGGGCCCCAUGCGCUUCAAGGACCCUUCGGCACUGGCCGUCUGCUCCUGAGAGCUGCUUCCUCUCCAUCUGCCCUACUUGACAGUCUGCGGCGCAACGGGAGCCCCCAGGAGGCAGGCGAAGUGGCUCCUGACGCCACUUGCGUUGUAGGGACCUCUGGAGUGACGGAAUUUGCUAUGGAGAACCGUCUGGGUGCAGAAAAAGGCGGCUCUACAACUUCGUUGGAAGCCCUCGUGGCAAGCGCGCAGCAGCAGGCGGCAGUCACCAGCCCCAGGAUGCACAUGUGGGGAGAGGGAAAAGCUUCUGUUGAAACAGAAGCGUCUCUUGCCCUAGUUAUUACUGAAGAAGCCCCUCAGCCUAGCGGAGAGGGCCCACAGCCGACUCACCCGGGCGCUCAGGAGAGGGGGACCUCAGCUAGAGAAGGCACCGAGCCAGUCGUCGUACCUACAUUCCCGCCGGUGUCCUCCAUGGCAAUUACUUCUCCCUUAGACCCUCGCCGUUUGUCGCUCCGUAACCCGGUUCUUGCCCCAUACACUGCUGCUGCUGUGACGUCGCUGCAGAAGUCCGUUCCGUACUGGGGUUCUGGGUCUUACUUCGCAACUACUUCCUAUUCGGGAGCAUUUGGGGGCCCUGCAUCGUUGCGGCAGUCGUUUGACAGACCAGUGGUCCCCUCACCCAAACACCACAUGCCAAGCGGGAUUAGAGGAGCUUGCCGAGUCACGAAGUCCUCAAGCGAUUUGUCUUCACCGGAAUCGCAGUGCAGCAGCUCGAUCUCCCCCCAAGGGCCCUCAUCGGGAAACACCAAGGAGGAGCAGGGGGAGGUAUUGAGCGGGUUAGUCAUGUCUCUAGCUGACGCUGCUCGACGAUCUGCAGGGGCUGACGCUCAGCACCUCCGCGAUGCGGUACAGGCCUUGCAGAAGAGUGCGCUUGCUAAACUGGGGACAGGGCCAGAGGGCGCAGGGACAGCUAUCAGCAAUGACGGCUCAGGGAUUCUCUCACGCGUCACAACUGGUGCAGCAGGUCCAGAGUCAGAUGGUGAUCAAAGGUCACCUCUAGGAGAUGCGGGUACCCAGGACACCCCCCAGAAGCGCGGCUUUAACGUGCUGCCCCCUCUGCGGCUCGCAUGGAGGCGCCUUCGCUUCCGAAGCUCAUCAACAGAUAUGGCCAGGCACGCCUUCCGCACUGGGAAACGGGCACAGCCUUCUCAUGAUGCACCUACAUGA